Messenger RNA from Letharia columbiana, 1746 nucleotides. RefSeq lists its product as uncharacterized. The record is from RefSeq and is a predicted model, not a curated record. The transcript has 3 exons. NCBI's taxonomy places the organism in Eukaryota, Fungi, Ascomycota, Lecanoromycetes, Lecanorales, Parmeliaceae. Gene Ontology annotation, molecular function: protein binding; cysteine-type deubiquitinase activity; proteasome binding. Bases 1 to 1746 code for a protein of 581 amino acids. Gene Ontology annotation, biological process: regulation of proteasomal protein catabolic process; proteasome-mediated ubiquitin-dependent protein catabolic process; protein deubiquitination.
AUGUCGGCGAUUCAGGUGUUUGUGAAGCACCAAGGCAAGAAGCAUGAGGUGGAGCUGGACCCUACAUCGACAGGAGAGACCUUUAAAUACCAGCUAUACUCCCUGACAGGUGUUGAACCAGACCGUCAAAAAAUCCUCAUCAAAGGUGGCCAGCUCAGAGAUGAAACCGAGCUCUCGAAGCUUGGGGCGAAGCCCGGGCAAACCUUCAUGAUGAUGGGCACUCCAGCGGAGAGUGGACGCGUGGCCCUUGAGCGACCAAAAGAGAAGAUGAAGUUUAUGGAAGACAUGACAGAAGCAGAAGCGGCAAGUGCUGAAGGGGCAACGCCCGCUGGCCUGCAAAAUCUGGGUAACACGUGCUACAUGAACUCGACGCUACAGACUCUACGCGCCGUGCCGGAACUCCAAGAACAGCUUUCGAAGUAUACAGGAGCAAGCUCGUCUCGGGGGGUAGAUCUUAGUCAAUACGGCCUACAGGGAUCAGUCGACCUCACCAGCUCUCUUCGAGACCUAUACAAGCAAAUGUCCGAGACACAAGAAGGCUUCCCACCAUUGAUCUUCCUCAACGCUCUACAGACAACUUUCCCCCAGUUUGCAGAGAAGUCAAGGACCGGCCAUGGCUAUGCACAACAAGAUGCCGAAGAAGCAUGGACACAGAUCCUAUCCCAACUACGGCAAAAGCUCAAGAUCAAAGCUCCUCCAGUCCCGUCGACCUCAUCGUCUUCUGCCGAAGAAACAAAAAACGCACGAGAGAUUUCCUUCAUCGACAAGUACCUUGCCGGCCGCUUCUCCUCGACUCUCACUUGUGACGAGCCAGCAGCAAUCGAAGCAGGCGAGGAGCCUAUUCUGAGCGAAGAUGCUUUCCUGAAAUUAGACUGCCAUAUCCUCAAUGCCACUAAUCACCUUCGCGACGGCAUUCUCAAAGGUCUUGAAGAGAAGAUCGAAAAGCACUCUCCAAUUCUUGACCGCGAUGCCCUCUACACCAAAACCUCCCUAAUCUCGCGUCUCCCUAAAUACCUCACAGUUCAUUUCAUCCGCUUUUGGUGGAAGGCUACUAUUCGUAAGAAGUCGAAGAUCAUGAAGAAGGUGACCUUCCCAGCGGAGUUGGACGUGGUAGAGUUCUGCACCGAGACGCUGAGAAAUCAGCUGGUGCCCGUGCGUGACAAAGUCCGUGAAGUGCGCAAGGAUGAAGAGGAUGUUGUGCGGGCCCGCAAACGCCAAAAGUUGGCGCAUAAGCAAGAACAAGACCGUGCUGCGGACGAGCUGAAGGCGAAGGGUCCGGCGGACGAGAAGAAGCUGGUCAAUGACAAGGCAGCCGAGAAGGAGGGCGAUGACAAGGAGAUGACAGACGCUGUGUACAAGACAGACGCCGAGUACGACUCCGAGCGAGCUGCAUCGAUAUUAGCAGCUAAGAAAGAGCUUUUCGGUCUCAUCAACCCAGAGCUCGCGGCCGAUGAAGGAUCUAAUAAGUCUGGACUAUAUGAGCUCAGGGGUGUGGUGACUCAUCAGGGGGCCAGUGCAGAUAGCGGACACUACACUUCGUAUGUCAAGAAGCAAGGACCGAUAGAUCAUGAGACUGGCAAGAGGAAGGAGGAGGAUGGCAAGUGGUGGUGGUUCAACGAUGAGAAAGUAAGCGAGGUCGGGACGGAGAAGAUUGAGUCAUUAAGUGGUGGUGGCGAGAGUCACUCUGCUUUGAUCCUCCUCUAUCGUGCUAUCGACUUGCCAACAGCUGAAGAAGUCAAGGAGUAG